AUGUUCCUCUUCCGAGGGGCAGCGCUGCUGCUGCUGCUCCUAUGCCUCGUCCAAGUCGCCCUCUGCGUCGGGGACUACUACAAGGUCCUGGGCAUCAACAAGUCCGCCUCCGACCGCGAGAUUAAAUCCGCCUACCGCAAACUCAGCAAGAAAUACCACCCCGAUAAGAACCCUGGCGACGACACCGCAAAGGACAAGUUCGUCGAAGUCUCGGAAGCCUACGAGGCCCUCAUCGACCCGGAGACGCGCAAGAUCUACGACCAGUACGGCCACGAGGGCCUCAAGCAGCAGCAACAGGGCGGCGGCGGCUUCCACCGCCACGACCCCUUCGACGUCUUCUCGCGCUUCUUCGGCGGCGGCGGCCACUUUGGCGGCCACGGCCAGCGCCGCGGCCAGGACGUCAACGUGCGCAUCGGCAUCGCCCUCCGCGACUUCUACAACGGCAUCAACACCGAGUUCCAGUGGGACAAGCAGCACAUCUGCGAGGACUGCGACGGCACCGGCUCCGCCGACGGCACCGUCGACACGUGCGGCGUCUGCGGCGGCCGCGGCGUGCGCAUCGUCAAGCACCAGCUCGCCCCGGGAAUGUACCAGCAGGUCCAGAUGCAGUGCGACGCCUGCGGCGGCCGCGGCCAGAGCAUCAAGCACAAGUGCCACACGUGCGGCGGCGCGCGCGUGGUGCGCAAGCCCACCACGGUGCAGCUCACGGUCGCCCGCGGCGCGGGCAGGGACAGCCAGAUCGUGUACGAGAACGAGGCCGACGCGAGCCCGGACUACGUGGCCGGAAACCUGGUCGUCACGCUGGCGGAGAAGGAGCCCGAGCUGGGCACGGAUAACCCCGAAAAGGUCGACGGCACGUUCUUCAGACGCAAGGGGGAUGACCUGUACUGGACCGAGGUGCUGUCGCUGCGCGAGGCGUGGAUGGGUGACUGGACGCGCAACCUGACGCACCUCGACGGGCAUGUGGUCAAGCUGGGAAGGGAGAGGGGCCAGGUUGUGCAGCCGGGACAUGUGGAGACGGUGCAGGGCGAGGGCAUGCCAAAGUUCCACGAGGACGGCGACAGCGUCUACCACAAGACGGAGUUUGGCAACCUCUUUGUGGACUACGUGGUGGUGCUGCCGGACCAGAUGGAGAGCGGGAUGGAGAAGGAGAUGUGGAGCGUGUUCCAAAAGUGGCGCGGCAAGAUUGCCGUCGACCUGCACAAGGACAGCGGAAGGCCGGAGAAGCCCCCUGUGCACGACGAGUUAUGA
Messenger RNA from Colletotrichum chrysophilum, 1251 nucleotides. RefSeq lists its product as uncharacterized. NCBI's taxonomy places the organism in Eukaryota, Fungi, Ascomycota, Sordariomycetes, Glomerellales, Glomerellaceae. Bases 1 to 1251 code for a protein of 416 amino acids. The transcript has 2 exons. Gene Ontology annotation, biological process: protein refolding. Gene Ontology annotation, cellular component: cytoplasm. The record is from RefSeq and is a predicted model, not a curated record. Gene Ontology annotation, molecular function: Hsp70 protein binding.